AGAGAGAGAGGGAGGGAGAGUCUCGAAGUGAGUGGUGUGGAGAGGCAAGUGGAGUGGAAGAGUGUCAAAAGAAAAAAGAGGUUACAACACCUCCCCAGCUCUCUUUCCUUUCUCCCGUCUGCUUUCUCUCCCUCUUUUUCGUGUUGGCUCACAAGAGGAAGAAGAGAAAGAAAGGGGGCUUUUAAAAAUUAACUGAAGAACAAGCUGCUUGCCGAGAAGGAAGCAAAAAGAACAAAAAAAGAGAGACGAAGAAGGGAGUGAACCUAAAGCUCAAGUCAAGCCCCAGUGAAGAGUUGAGGAGGGCUGCCUCUGUGGACCAGGGACCAGUAAAGCUCUCUGUCCAAACCUCCGGACUCCUUCAGACACCCACACUGGCUGGACUGGUCCCAGUGCUCGGCCCCGCUCUCCUGCACCCGCCUGCCCACACCUGUCCCGCUUCCAACAUGAUGAUGUACUUUUGGGGUAACCAAGAGGCCACCAACCCGCCGGAAGCGAUGGCCCAGCCGUACACCCCAGCCCAGUARCCGCCUCCCCCACAGAAUGGCAUCCCCGCAGAAUUUGCGGCGCCGCACCCGCUUCCGACGCAGGACUACACCGGGCAGAGCCGGGUCCCGGAGCACGCCAUGACCCUGUACACGCCCACGCAGACGCACAGCGAGCCGGCCGGCACUGACAACAGCACGCCCACCAUCACCGCCACCACGACCGCACCGGUCAGUGCCCUUCAUCAUCUGCAAACACUGUUCUCAACACGCUGUCAGCAAACAGAUGACGUGACACAAACAGAGGGCUCUCAGCAGCUCCAGCUCCAGCACUCAGACUCUUCAGAGAAGCAGCAGCCAAAAAGGUUACAUGUCUCCAACAUUCCCUUUCGCUUUCGGGACCCAGACUUGAGGCAAAUGUUUGGGCAAUUUGGAAAGAUUUUAGAUGUGGAGAUUAUCUUUAAUGAGCGAGGAUCCAAGGGCUUUGGGUUUGUAACUUUUGAAACAAGCACAGAUGCCGAUCGUGCACGGGAGAAACUAAAUGGUACAAUCGUUGAGGGACGCAAAAUAGAGGUGAACAAUGCAACCGCGCGGGUGAUGACAAACAAAAAAGUGGCCAAUCCCUACACAAACGGCUGGAAGCUGAACCCAGUAGUAGGAGCUGUCUAUGGUCCUGAACUGUAUGCAGUAACAGGGUUUCCCUACCCUGCCACAGGCGCUACGGUGGCCUACAGGGGUGCCCACUUGCGGGGACGAGGACGGGCUGUGUACAACACGUUCCGUACGGCUCCACCACCUCCACCAAUCCCUGCUUACGGAGCAGUGGUGUACCAAGAUGGCUUCUACGGUGCCGAGAUCUAUGGUGGCUAUGCAGCAUACAGAUUUGCCCAGCCCACCACCACCGCUGCUUACAGUGACAGCUAUGGCAGAGUCUAUGCAACAGCAGACCCCUAUCACCACACAAUUGGCCCUGCCGCCACAUACAGUGUGGGGACCAUGGCUAGCCUAUACAGAGGAGGGUACAGUCGCUUCACUCCCUACUAAAAGAAAGAAAAAAGCCAGAAAAGACAGAGAGACAUUACCCCAAACAACAAAAUAUCUAUCUAUCUUUAAAAGAUAUUUAAAAAAAGACUAACAAAACAAGUGAACACCCAGUCCUUGGUGGAGAGCUAAAUCAAACAAAAAGCUUCCAGGUCCACAUGCUGAGCCCCUCCCCCUGACACCCUCUCAAGCAGAUAUUUCUACAACAACCUCUUUGAUGUCAUCAUUGGUCUGCUCUUGUUUUGUAUUCAUUUUUGUGCUUCUGGUUUUCUUUUGGGAACUUUUAUGCACAUGUGCAUUCUCUUGACUGCUGUACAUGGGUGCUGUGUCACCAUAACCAAUGUGAGCCUCCUGCAGCACGCAUGAUGCAUGCUCAGAGGUGUGUGUAUGCAGCUGCUGUCGUCUGACUAAGAAUAUACUGGGACAUCUCUGUGUUAAAGACCUGCCAAACGACAGGAAUUGGGUCGACACCGAUUUAAUUCACUUUCCAACGCUGAACCAUCAUGAAACCUGUAGAAAUUCCCACAAACAGCCCGGUGAUUCUUAGCUCAAAGACAGCACUGCUCUGACUGCUCUGUCUUUUCCUUUUUAACAUUAAAGUGUCCAACUGUUGUGCACUUGCA
Austrofundulus limnaeus is the source of this 2146-nucleotide messenger RNA. It is a transcript of the gene rbfox3a, whose product is annotated as RNA binding fox-1 homolog 3a. Lineage: Eukaryota; Metazoa; Chordata; Actinopteri; Cyprinodontiformes; Rivulidae. The transcript is spliced from 12 exons. Gene Ontology annotation, biological process: nervous system development; regulation of alternative mRNA splicing, via spliceosome. Gene Ontology annotation, cellular component: cytoplasm; nucleus. The coding region runs from base 444 to 1526 and encodes 360 amino acids. Gene Ontology annotation, molecular function: mRNA binding. The record is from RefSeq and is a predicted model, not a curated record.